Messenger RNA from Dendronephthya gigantea, 762 nucleotides. RefSeq names its product CXXC motif containing zinc binding protein-like. Gene Ontology annotation, molecular function: zinc ion binding. The transcript has 8 exons. Bases 183 to 665 code for a protein of 160 amino acids. NCBI's taxonomy places the organism in Eukaryota, Metazoa, Cnidaria, Anthozoa, Malacalcyonacea, Nephtheidae. The record is from RefSeq and is a predicted model, not a curated record.
AUGAAGUAUUAAGAAUACUUCUGCCCAGCGGUUUAUUUAUCAAUUUUGGAAUAAAUUUGAAAAGAUAAACCUUCUUUGUUUUUGCUGAAGAUUGUGUUGUUUGAUUUCACGAGAUAACUUUAUAGUUAUUGCAAUCCUAACUAUAGUGGUUAAUUAAUUUGUUACUAAUGGUGAAUUAGAAGAUGGUGAAAAUUGCCCUGCAAUUCAAGUGUAAUUUGGAAAAUGUCACAGAUCUUCAAGCUGAGGGGGAAGAUUUUAGAUGGUACUUGAAGGUAAAGUGCCUUAACUGCGGAGAGGAAAAUCCUUCAUGGAUCUAUGUAACACUUGAGGAUAGCCAACCAGUCAAAGGGGGCAGAGGAAAUGCAAACUUUGUUACACACUGUAAACUUUGUGGAAGACAGAAUUCCUUGGAUAUCUUGAAAGAUUCCAUUUGUUUAUACAAAAUCCAAGACAACAACAGAUUCAAAACCCUUGUUUCAUUUGAUUGUCGAGGACUGGAACCAAUUGAUUUUUCACCCAGAGUUGGUUUUGCAGCGAAGGGAGUAGAGAGUGAAACAAAGUUUCAAGAUAUUAAUUUAACAGAAAAGGAAUGGGCUGAUUACGACGAAAGCGCACAAGAAGCUGUUGGAAUUUACGAAGUUACCCAUCAGUUUAUCAAAUUGUAAUUUAUCUUUAAUGCCAUAUAGAUAUACGCAUGUAGAAUAAUUAACUUAUAUUUAAUAUGUAAGACUGUUUUACCGUAAAUUCUUAAAACAAUGAAAU